This is a messenger RNA of Aspergillus nidulans FGSC A4, 1623 nucleotides long. Its product is annotated as putative translation elongation factor eEF-1 subunit gamma. Gene Ontology annotation, molecular function: translation elongation factor activity. Lineage: Eukaryota; Fungi; Ascomycota; Eurotiomycetes; Eurotiales; Aspergillaceae. Bases 67 to 1302 code for a protein of 411 amino acids. The record is from RefSeq and is a predicted model, not a curated record. Gene Ontology annotation, biological process: translational elongation; translation. The transcript has 4 exons.
GACAGUCCUCCCCUCCUUUCUUUCUCUUUCUCCUCCAUCUUCCCACUCCCUCUCGAUAAACUCACAAUGGCUUUUGGCAAGCUUUACGGUCGUCCUGACAACACCCGCACUAUUGCGGUCCUCGUUGCUGCUAAGCACAACGAUCUUGAGCUUGAGCUUGUUGAGACCCAGGCCAACCCUGCUGCCGACUUCAACAAGUCCGAUGCCUACACCAAGAUUCAGCCUCUGGGCAAGAUCCCCGCUUUUGAGGGCGCUAACGGCUUCACUCUCUCUGAGGUUAUCGCCAUCGCUGUCUACGUGACUUCCCAGAACGAGAAGACUACCCUCCUCGGCAAGACCAAGCAGGACUAUGCUUCCAUCCUCCGCUGGUUGUCUUUCGCCAACUCUGAGCUCCUUGUUAGCUUCGGCUCUUGGUUCCGCCCCCUCCUUGGCCUCGACCCUUACAACAAGAAGAACGUUGAGGAUGCUUCUAAGGCUGCCCUGAAGAAGCUCGGUGUCCUUAACACUCACCUCACUGCCAACACCUACCUCGUCGGCGAGCGCAUCACCCUCGCCGAUCUUUUCACCGCUUCUCUUCUCACCCGUGCCUUCGCUACCGUCAUUGACAAGAAGGUCCGCGCUGACUACCCCGCCGUUACCCGGUGGUACCAGACCAUCAUUGAUCAGUCCGCCUUCAAGGCCGUUGUUGAGAACCCUGUUCUCAUUGACGAGGCCAUCAAGUACACUCCUCCCAAGAAGGAGGAGAAGCCCAAGAAGGAGGCUGCUCCUGCUGCCGCCGCUCCUGCUGCUGAGGAGGACAAGCCUGCUCCUAAGCCUAAGCACCCCCUUGAGGCUCUUGGCAAGCCCACUCUCAUCCUUGAUGACUGGAAGCGCACAUACUCCAACGAGGAUACCCGCUCUGUUGCUAUGCCCUGGUUCUGGCAGAACUAUAAGCCCGAGGAGUACUCACUCUGGAAAGUGAACUACAAGUAUGACAACGAGCUCAAGCUCACCUUCAUGGCCAACAACCUGAUCGGUGGUUUCCACGCUCGUCUUGAGGCUUCCCGCAAGUACCUCUUUGGUUGCCAGGGUGUCUACGGAGAGAACUACGCUUGUGUCAACCGAGGUGUCUUCUUGGUCCGUGGCCAAGAGGCUCUUCCCGCCUUCGAUGUCGCUCCUGACUACGAGAGCUACGAGUUCAUCAAGCUCGACCACACCAACGAGGCUGAUCGCAAGUAUGUUGAGGACAUCUGGGCCUGGGACACCCCUGUUGUUGUCGACGGCAAGGAGCUCCCCAACGUCGAUGGCCACGUCUUCAAAUAAACGACUUAGAUGCCAUAGUAACUGACUCAUGAUGAUGAUAUCCAAAACACACUAUGACACUUUUCUUUCUUCCGUUCGAUUUCGUCCAUAAACUCUUAAAAGUAUCUUUAUCGUCCAUGCGGUCUGAAGUAAGUUAUUGAUUCAGCAGUUGUUUCAAGCAAUGUCUACGAGUCACGAUGUAAUGUUCUAUGAUUGGUCAGUUGCUAGAAACAGAGGAAAACCAUGAAAACUCUUAUCUUAUCCAACCCUGGACCACCUGCUUUCCAACUAUGUGACUUUGUUCAUUGUGAUUUAAGGCACAGGUGAAUUUAUCUGCAUUUA